GCGGCUCAUCUCCUCCGUGGCAUCCCUGCUCCUGUCAGCCCCACAAAUGAACGACCACCGCCGGUGACAGAGGAUGCCGAGGCCUGGUUCAUCUUAACGGGACAUGAAAACUCGGGGAUAACGAGAUUAAAAAAAGAAAGGAACAUCACCUGUUUAAAGUUAGUGUCGGCUUGGCCCGGUUAAGUGAUAUAAAAUGGAGUGAUGAUGUUUGCUGUUGACUGAAGUCCCCUUUCCAAAAAAGAAAAAGAAAAUGAAGAGGAGGCUGCUUCGUGGUUUCCUGUCGGAGGUUUCCGUCAGGAUGGCUCUGCUGGUUGUGUUCCUUGUGACAGAGCAGCUUACUCCUUUCUUCCGUGAGAUCCAGCCUGAGGAGAUGUGGUUGUAUAAAUUCCAUCGUGUGGAGCGAGACCACGUCCCAACCUCUCUCAUGUUUAGUGUGGCGGUUUUCACCCCACUGAUUGUAGUCCUGGUGUUCACCUUCAUGAAGAAGACGGAGAGAGGAGAUCUGAAGGAGGCUUCGCUAGCUGUGACUCUGACUCUGGUGCUGAACGGAGUUUUUACAAAUGUCAUCAAACUUGUUGUUGGCAGGCCACGGCCGGACUUCUUUUAUCGCUGUUUCCCAGACGGUCAGAUGAACCUGGAGUUACGGUGCAGUGGUGACCCAGAUGUGGUCAUAGAGGGAAGAAAGAGCUUUCCGAGUGGACACUCUUCCUUUGCCUUUGCAGGUUUAGGCUUCACAGCGCUGUACAUCGCAGGAAAGCUGCGCUGCUUCAAUGCAGUAGGCCAAGGCAGAGCGUGGCGGCUGUGUGCCUUCCUCACCCCUUUACUUAUUGCAACGGUGAUCGCCCUCUCCAGAACCUGCGACUAUAAACACCACUGGCAAGAUGUGUUGGUGGGUUCUCUGCUGGGCCUGGCCUUCGCCUGGCUGUGUUACAGACAGCACUACCCUCCUCUUCAGGACCCAGACUGCCACAGGCCUCUGCGUCACAGAGACACUGUUCCCGCCGCACAGGAGCGCAAGCUGGCCAACUCCAACUACAUCCUGCCCCUGUAGAACACCUGUAACUGGAUUAUACUCUUUACUGGUGUUGUUAAUACUGGGUUACAUGGUAAUCCUUCUUAUUGGAGUUUGUAAGUCUUUAGGGCUGAACAGUUCGUCAAUAUUCAUUGUUUUAUUUUCAAUCAUUCUAAAGGUAUUGUUGGAUAUUCUUUUAUUUGGUGAUAAGGGACACAUGGUUUGAUUUUGUUACUUAAAGGACACUUUAAUCCUCUGAAUGGUUUCUGAAACACUUGACUGUAGCUGUUUAUAACGACUCCAGUUUAACAAUCCAAAGAGGUUGAACAACAGCUACAUUAACAACCUGAGGUGUGGGAUUUUCAACCUAAACUUAUAUAAAUACUCACAGAAUUGAUCAAUACCGGAGGGUUGGUAAUUAUCAGGACAUUUACUUUUUACCUGUAUGGCCCUGUCUGCACAGCCUGUGUACUGUGCCUGUUGAUCACUUUAAAUACUAACAUCAGAUAAGUAGGUUAGCUCUUUGCACUGAAAGUCUACUGCCCAUCACCGUCUGGCUCAGCUGCUGUAAAACUAUUUCCAUGUAGGCAUCACUGUUUUCUGAUUGGUUCUGUUAAAGUAAAAGAAAAAAAAAGAAGAGGAGUUCAUACUUGAGGAUAAACAUACAGACCUGGAUGUUUGUUCCUUCCUGACCCUGAAUUGGUGUCCAAACACUUGUGUGACUAAUCAGUAGGCUAUAAAGGGAUCAACAACACAAUGAAGAUUGUUUUUUUGUAUGUAACAUCUGACGGUUGGAGCUUCUCAAAUAUUUUAAAUAAGUUGAUUUUGGUCUGUCAGUAGGUAAAAAGGCAGUUUGAACAGAGGAAAAAAAGGUAAUGUUAUUUUCUCCCGUUUCUCAAACAUACUUAUUAAUGAAUCAGUUCACGUAGAAGGAAAUGAUGACAUAAGAUUAUAAUCAUUAGUUUCAGCCUGGAUGUAAAGGGUCCACUUUUUAAUGAUUGAUUCUGUUUGAGCUGCAAAAGUGUUCUUCAGAGAGUGAAGCUGGUUCAGGUGUGAUCACAUGACCCACAACUAGAGACUGAUUGAUCACUGUUUCACUGAACCAUUCAAGUCUACAGUUGUAAAUAAGAACAAGGGAGGCAUCUCUCUCCUAUGAAUGUUUUCAUGUUUAUGACUGCAUGAUGCCACUCAAUGAAGAAGACUGAGAGACGGUUCAAAGCUUCAAAUAUUUAGCACAUGGACCUUGAAGCUGAGUCUAGCAGAAUCAUUAAGAGUUUUUUUGUGACAGAGUCAUACCUUAUUCCAUAAAAAGCCAAGACCAACAAUGUCUUCAGUUAUACAGGGGUUUUCUCCACUUCUCCAGCUCGUCUGUGACACUUUUCUUUUUAAUCCACUUUAAAUUGUACUCUAAAAGAAACUUUUCUAUGUCUUCACCUGAAAGUAGAUGGAAUAUGUCAAAAUGUUUUCUUUCAUUACAUGAAGAGCUGCAAAUAAGUGGACGAAACUUUUAGAUGCAUGUCAGCGUAGACGAAAGGCAAAGUCCAAUACUGUACAUAUGAAGUAGGAGGAGUUCAUUGUUGGUUUUGGUCUUUUCAUGGAAUUAUUGACAACAAUGAGAAAACAAUAAACAUCAUUAGAUUGAUCUUCUUAGGGGAUAACGGUCCCAGGAUUUUACUUGAGCUCUGUCAUAAACGUUUAUGUAUUCUCAUUGUGCAUAUUAACAUGUUAAUGAAAUCACUCGUUAAGCAUCAACGAGCUGCUCUUUGCAGCUUCGCUCACUACUUAAAGUCUUUCUGUCUCUGAUGGAAGUAUUUUCAUUCACAGAUUGAUUUCUAUUUUGAAACGGUUCAUAUCGUGUGCCCAGUCCUCAGUGUAAAUGCCGUAAUGUAGCAGAUUCAAGAUUCAAGAUUUUUAUUUGUCACAUGCUCAUACAGAUGUGCAGUGAAAUGUAAGCUUGUCCUCAAAAAAGAUCAUCACAACGAAGCAGUGAGUGGUCAGCACACAGCUGAUCACAAGUUAACAUGACUGUACAGAACUAUCAGAUACAUGUUUCAGUGGUCUCAGGCUUAUUAUAGGUCUGGUUUGAAUUGCUGUUCAGAGGCCAGGCUUUAUGUUAACCUCUCCAGGUGAUGGUGCUAGCCUCCCAGUGUUCAUGCUGGUUAGGUUUUCUAUCCUGCUAAUUCUCUCGCUCUGUUUUUCUUUUUGGUUUAUUUCAUUUAAGGCGAUAGACACUUCUGUAAGUUAUUUAAUUAUUAUGUUAUGUUUGUGGACUUUUUCUUUUUUUCAGUUUUGUCUAUCAUUCAUGCUUUUUCAUUGGAGAAAAAUAAGAUCAGUUUUACCCAGAUGUGACUGUUUUUUCAGGUUGGAAAGAGAGGAAACAGAUGACCACUUACGUUUCAGUUUUAGUGUGAAACCAGCCAAAGUUUUGCAGGGUCAAAAGAAGCACUUUUUGCUCAUUGAGCUUAAAAUAACUGGGUCACAGCGCUUUCAGACCAAACUUGGCAGAAGAAAAAAAAGAAGAAUUUGUGCCUUUGUUUACUACAUUAUGUUAUUGCUGUUAGAUAAUGAAUGAAGUAUAUACUGCACGUUACAGUAUAUGUUCACUGUCAUGUUGUGGAAACAAAUUUUGUUUUCAUUCUUUGCAAUCCUUGUUGUUUACUCUUUGUCAGAUACUUUGUGAUGUGAAACAUUUGGCAUGCAGCCUCUCUUAACCUCUGAAAACAUCUUUAAGUUCUCUUCAUACUCUAUUGGUUGGUGGACUAAAAUGUGAAGUUUUUAAGGUGGAAUCAUGUUUAACUCGCCUGUCAAUCUUAACCAGGUUGUUGUGAUGGUGUACAGUUCUAAGUGUAUUUAUGAUUUGGGGGCUCGUAGGAGUUUACUUGACUUUUAACUUAUUUCUUUACCUUAAAUGUAAUUAUUUUAUGUCCUGAAAGUAGUUCACAUUUUUUAGGGCGCACAGGUUUUAGCAAAACAACAAAGGAAAUCCUCAUCAGAGUUUGCUUCAUUUUUUUAAAGAAAAUCCUGCAUGUUUCACACAUACAGUGCACAUUAUUUCCUUCAAUACUUCACACAAAUCCCCUACACAUAAAUGAUGUACAUGUUACUGCAUCAGAUCUUCAGAUAUACUGUCAUGAUAAGGGAUUAUACACAAACUUGCCUGUCUGCUUUAUUGAUGUCAUCAUGAUUUGCCUUGGCUUGCAGGAGCACAUAGCAGCAGUUCAUGCGAAUACAGUUUCCUGAUUGUACAUGUUGUGAUGCUUUUAAUGACUUUUGUGACACUUAAUGAUGUUUCUACAUAAUAUUACAAUAUAUGCUGUCCUUUGCUUA
Messenger RNA from Labrus mixtus (cuckoo wrasse), 4339 nucleotides. It is a transcript of the gene plpp5, whose product is annotated as phospholipid phosphatase 5. NCBI's taxonomy places the organism in Eukaryota, Metazoa, Chordata, Actinopteri, Labriformes, Labridae. Gene Ontology annotation, molecular function: phosphatidate phosphatase activity. Gene Ontology annotation, biological process: phospholipid metabolic process. The record is from RefSeq and is a predicted model, not a curated record. The transcript is spliced from 8 exons. The coding region runs from base 251 to 1051 and encodes 266 amino acids.